AUGAGGAUUUCUUGUGACCAGUUUCUAUUGAUAUUGUCUGUCUUUUGGGGACUCACAAUGGGUGCUUUCCCAAGCAGUGUACAGAUCGGUAAGUGUAGCCUACAUCAGUGCUUGACAAUCAAAAGGGCAUGGACAUUUGCCAAUCUGGUUAUGAAGCAGUAAAUAAGAUCUUGUUUUCAUUAUAGUUUAUGUGACUGUGUUAGGAAAUAGGCUACUUGUUCGUUGUUCAUGAUCACACAACAUUUUCACAUUGCAAAGUAGAAUUGACUGAGAAUUUAAAAGCGCCGACACAAACCUAUUACUGUAUUAAAAUGACAAUUUCAAUUUGUUCCUAGUUGAUUUUCUGUUUUUUCUCGUAUGUGCACAAGGGAAAUAGGUAUUUAUGGUCAUACAUAACUGUUCCAGUGCGGUCCUCAGCAGCCCGUGUCCGUUCAAAGCCCCACUGCAGCAGUAGCCUAGUGCUCUGAGCAGUGACUGGAUGCUUCGCUUGGUCGGAGUGAUUGGAUCAGCAGCGGGAAUUCUCUCAAAGUGUGUGUAGCCCUGCUGCAGUGCAAACUCGCCCCUGUUACAUUCAGAAGAUACCGUUCGCCUAUUGCAUAAACCCGUUUGUCAUAGUCAUACUGUUUCAUAUGUUGCUGGCUGGUUUCUUUGCCACUGAGAAAACACCAGAAGUGCGUUUAUUCAAGCUAGAGCCUCUAUCCGAACCCAGCUAAAGCACUGACUAUAUGUAGCCUAAAAGCCGCGCCGUGGUGGGAUCUCUAAAUCUCUGCUAGUGCCAAGUUCCCCCUGUCUUUUAGCCUUUAACUUACGGUAAAUCCAAUGCGUUAAUAUUACUGCUGAGUCGAUCGAAUUUGAUUAUUUAUAGCUCAAGCACAUCCGAACAAAUCAUGCUGAACGCAAAUAAAUUCCAACCGGGGUCGAAUGAACUCUCUCUGUCGAAUAGUAAUGUUGAACUUAAUACAUGUGUGGUGUGUUUUAAAGCGAUAUUCCAAUGGGUCACAUUUCUAUACCAGCUUGGUUGACCUUUUACGAUUUCCAGGCAGGGUCCUUUGGGAGGGCCAAUGUGUUAAGGUUAUUGGCUGUGGCUCUUGUUUUCAUCAAAAUCAUUUACUGUAUGUGCAGUGUCAGACAUCCCAUUGCUCACUAUCGCCAUCUCUCUCUCUCUCUCUCUCUCUCUCUCUCUCUCUCUCUCUCUCUCUCUCUCUCUCUCUGUCUUUCUGUCUCUCUCUCUCUCCCUGCAUUUGAUUUAGCUAUGUAUGUAUAGCUAAACGGUGACAAUAAAGGAUUUCAAAAAAACUACAAAUAUAUAAUACAUAUAAUAAUAAAUACCUCACUCUCAUCCCUCGCUCCCUUUCUCCCUCUCUCUGCAGGCGGCCUGUUCAUCAGAAACACGGAUCAGGAAUACACAGCAUUUCGCCUGGCCAUCUUCCUGCACAAUACCAGUCCCAACGUGUCAGAGGCCCCCUUCAACCUGGUGCCUCAUGUGGACAACAUCGAGACGGCCAACAGCUUCGCUGUCACCAACGCCUGUGAGUACAGACUGGCCAGAUGCGGCCCAAUUUCAUGUUUUAAUGGCUAUCUUUGUCAUUUGACCAGUCAAGUCAAACUCUGGUUGGGAUGCCAGGGUGUUGGCAUAACACAGUUGUGUCCAUUGUUAGACUGUGAUUGCAGAGGGUAAAAGCCCAGGUUGGGGUGGAUGGAAGGGUGGUUGGGAUUCGGAUUGUAUAAUGGCAUGAGAAAGGUUGCCCUUUACCAUUGUGAGACUAUAGUGGUAUGUUACUGUAUGCUAUGGUGAGAGUGUGAGAAGAUAGUGUGUCUGUGAGCCUUCUUUCUUUCUCUGUCACACAUGUACACAUGCAUGACUCAUACACACAGUCACACUAUACAGUAUGUCCCCCAUGAACACUGCAGCAUGACAGGACACUCUCUGGCUCCCUCCCAACUUCAACUCAGUGUGUGUGUAUGUAUGUGUUUGUGUGUAUAGGUAUGUGUGUGUAUGUGUAUGUAUGUGUUUGUGUGUAUAGGUAUGUGUGUGUGUGUGUGUGUGUCUGUGUUUGUGUGUGUGUGUGUGUGUGUGUGUGUGCAUGACACAAACUGUGAUUCUUAUCCAACUAGGCAUUCUCUCGUCCUUGCAUACAUUUGAGCACGUACACACAUUUAUGUAUGCACGUCUAUGCAAUGUCUGUGUGUGAGGUUGUUGUGGCAGGCUGUGCAUGUUUCCCUUCAUCGCUGUGGCUCAGCAGCAGGCAGCGAGGAGCAGUGUUGGCUAAGCCUGUCAUUGUUUGUUUGUGGGGAGUGACUGCUGGUUGUGGUGGUGCAUACCCUGUUGCUAACCUGAGGAGCCAUGUGUUUCUGCCCUCCGGAGUGGGGAUGGGGUGGGGGGACAGAAUAACAGAGGCUUGUCCUGUCUUGCCCCCGGGUACGGCAGCAAUCUGGUACUGGACGUGACUUUAUCUACUCUGCUUUAGUAUACACACACACCUUUCUCCCUCACAGUCAGGCUUUUAUCUCUUCCCAUCAUCCUCAGCUGGGUUGGCUUCCUUAGUUAAGGUCAACAUCUGCACGUUCUCAGUCUGUCUCUCCGCUCAUGUCCUGUUGGUGGUUUGUAUAUAGUAUAGUAUAGUAUAGUAUAGUAUAGUCACUGGCGGACUUACCAUUAGGCAGAAGAAGCAAUUGACUCUGGCCUCACAUCAUCAAGGGGCCUCAUGAGCUGGGCCUAAAAAAUAAACAAGUAAAUACAUUUGUCGGCUUACCGCAUCUGUUGAUGUUUGUCAGACCAGGAGACAUCUCGAAAAUCGGUCUUUUCACAAAAACGUCUGUAGCGUCGGUUUGACCUACAAAUGAAUAUGUUAGUAUGACCCCUCUAUGGAAAGAUGAGACUCUCCGUUCUGCUCUACUGGACUCGUCUGAAGGUAACCCGGUACCGGGCCCAAAAAAGAAUGGAAGUGAAUUGGGCAUUUCCACGUCAAAGGUAUACAAGUCAUUUUUUCAGAACUUUCUUUUAUCUCUCAGAUAUAAGACAGACACUUCAAAACAUACUAUCUUUUGAUUAAAUGUUGGACUAUCUGUUUUUUCAUAUAUUAAUCUGUUAUUCAAUGCAUUUCUAUGGGCUAAUAGCAGUAAGGCUAUUAUGUUUCAUUAAAAAAAAAAAUAUAUAUAUAUCUUAAUUAUGCUUCGUCAGAAGUGUGCUCUAUACAUAAAAUCAACAUACAAACGAUUUCCCUGCCACUGUCACGGAAACAGCCGAGGCUUCCCCUCCUCCUUGCUCGGGCAGGCUUCGGCGUUCGUCGUCACCGGAGUACUAGCUGCCACCGAUCGAUGUUUCUGUGUCACACUAGUCCUGUCUUUAUUAUUCACACCUGUUACUCAUUAGGCUUAUUGGUUUCCCUAUAUCACCUCUGUUUUCCCUCCUGGGUUUGUGCGUGAUUGUUUGUUGUUACGUUGUCUGUUGAGCUGUUGUUUUGCUCUUCCCUGCGUGGAGGGUUUGUUAUGGUUUACUUUGUGUUUAGUAAAGCCAUACUUUUCUCAGUUCUGUGUCCUGCGCCUGAUUCCGUUUCACCACUUCACCCAGACGCUGACAGCCAUCCUCACCAUAGAAUGUAAAAAUAAUUGUCACGCGCUGUUGCACAACGACACUAAUCUAAUGAGCACUAUUGGAGCUCCGCCCAAGCAAGGCAUUUGAUUGGUUUGACGUUUAGCGAGGCGUCACUGAUUUAUACCGGGUCUCCACCCCUAUUUAGCUAGUUUUCUGCCAUGAACUUCCCAAGGCUUACCCUAUUAGGGAGGCCUGGUUCUCGAUGAGGCUAGCUUAGUAGAAACCCAGCCCCGGGCGCUUAGACUCUAGGGGGAGGCAGAGGCAGAGGACAUGUAUGUGUAGCCCAUGUGUCUGAUGCUGUCUGGACAGAAAGAGUAUGGCAUGUCAGCAUCAGAUACAUGGGCUACAUAUAGUAAUAUAAAGCCCAUUAAAACAUUUUAUGCACACGUUUGGAGGGGCCUCCAAAUUUUGUGCACGCCUGGGGCCUCCAAAGCACUAAGUCCGCCCCUCCGUAUAGUACAGCCUCAACGAUUAGGGUCUCAAUGGUUAGGGUCACACAGUCGAGUGUUGUCACAUUGAGCAUUGGUUGGCAGUUGGGAAACAAUCCAUUCCAUUCGGUGUUAGUUGAAAACGGAUGCGUCACAGCCUGUGUUAGUGUCACAUCGAGUCUCGUCACGUACUGUACUUGCGUGAAGUUGAAGGUUGUCGCAUUGAAUUGCAUAUUAUGGCAUGUCACUUCAAGUGGGGUUUCAAUUCACUGCAUUCUCACCAGCCCCCCAUGGUUUACAUUCUGUGCUCUAGUCUUUGUCUGUAUCCCAAAUGGCACCCUAUUCUCAGUAUUGUGCACUACUUUUGACCAGGGCUCUGGUCAAAAGUAGUGCACUACAGUAUGUAGGGAAUAGGGUGCUAUUUAGGACGCAUACUUUGUAUUUAAUUUCUAUUCAAUAUGCUCAUUCCCCCAUCUCCCAUUCACCAUUGUAUAACUGCUAUCUACGGCUAGGCUAUGUCCCAUUCUUUAUGGCUGUGUGUGUACCGACUUCUACGUUCCAUGCUAUCCCCAAUACCCAUGAUUCAUGUCGGACUUUCGUCUAUUCGGUUCCAUCCAUUCUCUGUUGCUGUUCACUGCAGAGUCCAUUUCUCUCUUCUGUCAAUCCUCCAUGUCUCUUACAGCAUUUAAUGUUGACCUACUAACUAAAGGCUAUGUUCCAUCCAUUCUCUAUUGCUGUGUGUGUAGCAGCAACAUCCAAUCCAUGUCUCAUAUUUGGUGUUCAUCUACUAUAAGCUAUAUGUUCCGUUCUCUUUUGUUACGGUACAGCAGCAUGCACUAUCACAUAAUUUCUCUCUCUUUCCCACCAAUGCCCAUGUGAUUUGUUGCUCUCUGGUUCUCUGGGGAGCAGUGUUUCUCUCAUCUGUGUUUGGCCCCAUGGCAGGUUCCCAGGACAGAUGAUAUGGCUUCUGAUGAUCCCUCUCGCCCUCCAGGAGUCCAUAAAUACACCAGGCCCCCCGCCCUACCGCUUGUCUUUUAUUAUCAACGAUGCGAUAUUAGAAAACCGAUGGCUAAAUUAAGCAGAGGAUGAAGAGUUGUGUCUGAGACGUGUGUGUGAGGAAUGGUGUGUGUGUGUGUGUGUGUGUUUGUGUGUGUUUUUACAGUGUGCGUGUAUAUGUGUGUUUAUAGUGUGUGUGUAUGCGCUUGUGCGUGUGUCUUCGUGCUUGUGUGUACACGUCUGUGUGUGUGCUUGUGUGUGUGUGUUUUUGUGUGUGUGUGUGUAUGUGUGUGUGUUGUCGUGUGUGUGUUGCUCGGAGACAAAGAGAGAGAGGCUGUGACCUUCAGGACAUGCUGGAUGGCUGGAGAGUAGCAGUAGUGCGUUCAGUGGACCACGUCUCUUUCUCUGUGGUUCAACAUUAUUACUUUCCAUCCCUCCAGUCUCACGCUGUUCUGCAGUGGUGUACAGUAAGGCUAUGUCCCAAAUGGCACUAUUCCCUACAUAGUGCACUACUUUUGACCAGGGUGCAUACAGUACCAAGUCAUGGGAGCUCUUGAAAUGCCUUCCUACAGUAUGAAUCUGCUAUAUGUAUUAUAUUGUAUACUGUAUAUAUGAGGGAGGAUGCUAAUUGUUUUAUGAGCAUGGCCUUAUUUCUAUUCCAGCAUACUGGAUGACUCAUUCAUAUUCCAUUCACCCAGCUCAAUGUAACAUCGAUAUAUUUAGGCUACUACAUGAUACUCAAAUAUCCCUAUACCCAUCAUGAGGAUGCUACAACCUAGCCUAUGAAUGAACAUUUACAACGUAGGUGCACAGGUCGAGAUAAUCUUUAGUAAUCAGAGGUUUGUUACCUAAAAAAAGCCCGCGGCAAAGAAAAAUUUUUAACAAAUAAUCUAAAUAAACCAAAAGAAAAAUAUAUUUUUUAAAGAUAGCUAUAGCCAAAAUUAUUUCGUGUUUUCAUGGUCUCACCACUAAAUUUUAAAGUUUGCCCAAGGUCCCAAAACGGGGUUAGCGUCCUGCUAACAGUCAAAUUGUUUUUGGGAAAUGCACCGCAUAACUAAAACGUGACUUUUGAGGGAAAACCAAAAGGGGCCUCUACAACCCAAAUCAAAAUUUCCUUUUAAUUGCACUUGUUUCCCUUAAAUUUUUAAAUAGGCCAAUAACUGUAACAUAAUGAAACCCUUUGGCCCCUUUAAAAAGCUGGGGUAAACAGCAAGCCAACCCUUAACCAUUAGGGGAAAAUCCAAAUAAACCCAACAUAAAAGGGCUGGGGGCAACUUCCCCCUACCCAAACCCAAGCUCACCCCGGGAGACGUUCUCUCUUUUGUACUUUGCUAUUUUGUUCAUCCUGUGUUUUUUUUCCCGACGGGGAGUUUCCCGUUCCAUAACAGGGGGCUUGAUCAAGGGAACAGUUCAAUCCUCAAGUUACAUGUUCAUAAAGCAAGACCACCAUAUGUUCAAAAAUUUAUGUGUUUUCAUACUUUUUCCCCAAACCCUAUACCGUAGUAUUAGAAAAGUUCAUUUAUCAGCACGCUUUUUUUAGACCGCAGACUGCAGUUUAUUUAAAAAUUUAAAAGCACCAUGAAAGGGGCCCAACCCCAGAGCCCGGGUUUUUCCUAUAAAAUACAGAGUAUAAAGGUUGGUUUUUUUAAAAACGGUCUAUAUUUUUCCCAUUUAAAAAGGGCGACAGAAGUUUUUUUCAGAAACCAUAGAAAGCACCUACCCCACAGCGCGCCACAUAACAGUAUUACCAAAACCUUGUUUUAAAUCGGUCUCCCCUAUUUUUCGGGGCCCACGGACAAACAGUUUAUUUUCCCAGCCCCCCGGACAGGGGCCCCAAAUUUUAAAACACACAGCGGGGGUCCCACUACGUCCCCCUCUGCCCUGCUUUUGGGUCGAAAACGUCAAAAAGGGCAGAUAGUGCUGCUAAAAUACGUAUACGAUGUUUAAAUUCAAUUUUUUUAUCUUUCCCCAAUUAAUAUCGCAAAUCUUUCCCUUGUAGCAAGGGCAGCUCGGCAGGGCCCAAUUGGGAAAGUGGGAAAUCUCAUGGCAAACAUAAAGUCUUAAUUAAAUCCAUUGGAGCGCGAGCGAAUGGGGGGUGUUAAAAGGUUGUUUCAUUUUAGAAAGGGGGCAAAAGCAAAACCCUAUUUCAGUUUCCCCUUUUUUUUUAAAGUUCCUGCCUCACCCCCGGUCAGGGGUGUGUCUGUCGGGGUUUUUCUGCGGGGCCAGCCCUUUCAUAGCCCCUUUGUUUUAGGGCCUAAACCUGCUUUCCCCUUUGCAAUGUAAACCCAAAAAAAAAAAAGACUGAUAUAAAUGGGCCCCUACCGAAGAAAGGGUUUUUUUUGUUUUGUGUGAGUUUGGCCUACCCUUUUUGAAAUAAGCUGCGAAUACAAAUCUCAAUCACUAAACAUGAGGGAAUGAAAACAACACUGGCUCAUACCUAUAUUCCAAAGAAAUUGGACCCCCCUUCAAAGGGUUUCUUUCGGCUUUUUCACCAAAAACCCCUUUGCUAAACGGGUGUAUAAAAUGGGCACACGCUUUGAAACCCCUCCAUCCCAAAACCCUUUGGCAUUAGAAGACCUUAGGGAAAGCUCAUUGAUUUUUCGACGUGGCACCGUCAUAGGAUGCCAUUUUUCCCAAAACCGGUCGUUUGUCAAAUUUCUGGCCUCCCUUAGCUCCCCCCGUAAACUGUUUUUUCUUUAUUGUAAAGGGAAAAACUCUAGGGCAAAAAUGCCCUUAAAGCCGUAAAAGCGGGGGCCACAAAAGCUCACAGAAGGGAAAACCCCCCGAUUUCUAAAGUUGGGGGGGAAAAAACUCGAAAUGUCCCGGUUGCAACACCACUACGGGUUUUCCAAACUCCCUCUGGAAGAAACCAUCAGCCCCAAUAACUUUUCAUGGAGUUUUCAUGAAAUGGGUUUCCAUGCCAAACAGCCACACCCAACCCUAAGACCCCCCUUCCCAAAUCCCAACAUCGGCGGGAUGGUGUAAAGCCCCGCCGCCAUUGACUCGAGGAGUGGAAACGCGUCUCUGGAGUGAUCUCAUUUUUCAACCUUUCUGGCGUCCGAGGGAAAAAUUCGGGUUUGGGGGAAUGCCGAGAACGCAAACCUCCCCCAAGGGGGAAAUAGUGCCAACUGUAGAUUUUUGAUGGGGGGAAAGGAAAAUAAUGGGGGGGAGGGGUUUUUUUCAUGGUUUUUGGGGCUCCUUUUUCCCAAAUUAAGGGGAAAAAUCUUAACGCCCCCGCAUACAAUGACUUUUUUGACGUUCGGUGCUUAAAAAACUUUGGCAACUUUUUGGGGAAGUAAUUUUUUCCUUUUUUCCGCAUGACAUGACCCCCCGUGCAAAAAGCGGGGUUCCAUACAAAAAGGGUUUUUCGAUAUGGGUUUGGGUUUAAUUUGGACGGGCCUGCACAGACCCUGACCUCUCCCCCAUCGAAAUCUUUAAUUUUAAUUGGCCCCCCGAGGGGCAGGGGUUUAAAGGCAUUUGCAUCGCAGUGUUUCCUUUGCCACUAAGAUCCUGGUUUCGAAUCCAGGCUCUGUGGGUAGCGGGCCCCGAAACCGGGAGACCCAGGGGGCACGCCCAAUUGGCCCGGGUGGGGGGGGGAAAAAUGGCCGGGGGGAUUUUAUUUUGGUUUGGUAGAGCUUGGCUUUUGCAAUCCCGGGUUUUGGGGGGGUUCGUUCCCCAGGGGGGGUAUGAAAAAAAAUAAAAUAAAAAUAAUGUUUUUUUAAAGGCCUUUAAACUGAAAAGUUUUUUGGGAUAGAGCGCCCCGCAAAAUGACAAAAAAAAUAAAUAUUUGGAACACUAAACUGUGGCCACCCAACCCCCCAAACCUUCAGUCCCAAAAACCUCCCCUUAAUGCUCUUGUGGCUGAAGGGAAAAGCAGUCCCCCCCAAAAUUUCCAACAUCUAGUAAAAACCCUUCCCAGAAGGGUGUUUGGAGGUAUUAUAGCAAAAAGGGGGGGACCAACUCCAUUUUAAAAUUUCCCAUGUUUUUUGGGAAUAAAUUGUUCCAGCAGGGUGCCCACAUAUUUUUGGGGCAUGUAUGUAUUUCUCUCACUUUUUUUCCUUUUGUCCCCGGGGCCACUAAAUUUUAAAAAAACUUGCUUUAUUCACAACAACAUAGAAUAUUUUACAAGUUUAAAUUUUUUGAUUUCCAAAUUUAAACGGGCAAAUUCUUCACUGCACAUAGCUAUAUCUUUGCAAAUCCCACGGGGCCCCUAGCUCCCAGGGGCUUAAAACCCGUCUUCUCUCCUUUGCGCUAAAAGAGCUAAAAGAGCAAACUUUUAACCGACAAAAAAGCCCCUGGCAACCGAAGGGUGAAAACAACAUCGAAAACAAAUUUAAUCGAGACUUCGUAAAACGAUACAAUCCCAGACCCCCAAAAGGGUCUGCUGUGUCUUUGUAGGCUAAUUUAAGUGUGAUAAAACCCCAAUGGUCCUCCGCAUACCAUAACUGGUUAAAUAGAAUGAAAUUUCCGUUUAUUGCCCCAUAAAGUUUUGUCCCUGGAGGCAAAACUACCCAUUUUCCCUUAAACCACUGAAAAAUUUGGAUGAAAUUGAAAAAAUUCAUAAAAACCAAAAUUGAAUUUUUGGGUUUUAGCUUUAGGGUUAGCUUUUUGGGUUAAGGUUAGGGUUAUUUUUUAAAAACCCGAUUUUUGACUUAGGCCUUGCCCCUUUUUAAACCCCUCCCCCAAAGUUUCCUCCAGAAAAAGAUAAGGGCAAAAAAACCCAACCCCUUGCGUUUAGAAUGGGAAACCCUUCCUAAAGGGAAAACAGGGCGCGUUGGGGAAAAAUGUGCGGGAGGGGUGCGAAACUGUUUAUUGCGAGAACGCAGCAAGAGCGAAAGGGCGUUCGGGCUUUUCCAUCCCUCACCCCACCCUGGCAAGCUCCCCUAAAUCUUAUGUGUGUAACUCUCUACGGGCCGGAAAAACCGUACAUCCCACGCCGGGGGCACUGCGGGGGAAAAUUCAACCCAAAAAGGGAAGGGCAAAGGGAACAGCCUCUCUUUUUUUUCGUCUUGUUUUCCCCCCCCGACUGUCCUCCUCCUCAAUGUCUCUUUAAAUUUUUAACCAAAACAAAAUGGGGUUUUUCCCUUGUGACCAUUUCUUUUGAUUUGUCUUUUUUUUGGGGACCACAAUGGGGGGCUUUCCAAGCAGUGAAAGAUGGGGAAAUGUAGCCUACAUCAUUUCCCUUGACAUAAAAAGGGGCCCAUGGACAUUUGCCAACGGGUUUAUAAGCAGUAAAAAAACGUUUUUUUUUCAUUUAUUUUUAUGUACGUGUUGGGAAAAUGGCACUUUUCUUUUGUUCAUGUCACAAAAACCUUUUUCACUUUGGGAAAAUUAAAAAUUGACUGAAAUUUUAAAAAAGCGCCGACAAAAACCUAUUACUGAUUAAAAUGACAAUUUAAAUUGUUCCUAGUUUGAUUUUCUUUUUUUUUCUCGUAUGGGGCAAAAGGGAAAAUAGGUUUUUUAUGGCCCCUUCCCUAACUUUUUCCGUGGGGGCCCCUCACCCCCGUGUCCGUUCAAACCCCACUCCCGCAGUACCUAGUCCUGAGCAGUGCCCUGGAUGCUUCCUUGGCCCGGAGUGUUUGGAUCACCCAGGGGGAAUUCUCUCAAAGUGUUUUUCCCCCCCUGCUGAAAGGGGCAAACUCGCCCCUGUUACAUUCCGAAGAUCCGUUCGCCUAUUGCAAAAACCCUUUUUGUCAUAGCCCAAAAGGGGGUUUCAUAUUUUGCGGCUUUUUUUCUUUGCCACUGAAAAAACACCAAAGGGGCGUUUUUAUUCAGCUAGAGCCUCUUCCGAACCCCCCCAAAAACCCCCUGACUAUAGGGUACCCCUAAAGCCGGGGCCGUGGUGGGAUCUCUAAACUCUGCUAGUCCCAAAUUCCCCCUGUCUUUUACCCUUUAAAAAUUUUCCCGGAAAAAUCAAUGCUUUUAAAUUUACGGGUUUAAGUCGAUCGAAUUUGAUUUUUUUAUACUCAAGCACUCCGAACAAAUCUUUUGCUGAACGCAAAUAAUUCCAACCGGGGUCAAAUUAAAACCUCUUCUCGGUCAAAUAGAAUGUUAAAUUUAAAAACAUUGUGGUGGUUUUUAAAGCGAUUUCCAGGGGUUUCACUUUUCCCUAUACCAGUUUGGGUUUGCCCUUUUUAAACUUUUCCCCGCAGGGUCCUUUGGGGGGGCCAAAUUUUUUAAAGGGUUUUGGCUGUGGCCUUGUUUUCAAAAAAAUCUUUUUACUGUUGGGGCAUUGCCCCAGAAAAACCCCUUGCUUCAUUUAUCGCCUCUUCCUCCUCCCCUCCCUCUCUCUCUCCCCUUUUCCCCUCUCUCGUUCUCUCUCUCUCUGUUUUUCUGUCUUCUCUCUCCCCCGGCAUUUGAUUUAGCUAUGUAUGUAUCAAAAGGGUGACAAAAAAGGGAAAUUUAAAAAAAACUCCCAAAUAUAUAAUCCAUAAAAAUAAAUCCCUCACCCCCUCAUCCCCCUCGCUCCCUUUCCCCCUCUCUCUGCCCCGGGCCUGUUCUCAGAACACGGACCCGGAAUACCCAGCAUUUCGCCUGGCCAUUUUCCUGCAAAAACCCAUUUCCCCCAACGGUCAGACCCCCCCCUUUAAACCCCUGGUGCCUCAUGUGGCCCACAUCGCGAGGGCCAAACACCUUCGCUGUAAACCCAACGCCUGGGGUUACAGACGGGCCCCAGUUUCCCCCAAAUUUUUAAAUUUUUUAAGGGCUAUCUUUGUCUUUUUGACCAUCAUUAAAACCUGGUUGGGAUGCCAGGGGGGUUUUUGGAAAUAA
Messenger RNA from Coregonus sp. 'balchen', 11790 nucleotides. The record is from the annotation of a GenBank genome assembly. NCBI's taxonomy places the organism in Eukaryota, Metazoa, Chordata, Actinopteri, Salmoniformes, Salmonidae.